This is a messenger RNA of Nothoprocta perdicaria, 3423 nucleotides long. RefSeq names its product cartilage intermediate layer protein 2 (gene CILP2). Bases 1 to 3423 code for a protein of 1140 amino acids. The transcript has 9 exons. The record is from RefSeq and is a predicted model, not a curated record. NCBI's taxonomy places the organism in Eukaryota, Metazoa, Chordata, Aves, Tinamiformes, Tinamidae.
AUGCUCCGGCCGCCGCUCGCGCUGCUGGCGCUCGCCGCCUGCCACUGCGUCGCCGCGCCAGACUCCUCGGAGAAUGACUCGGAGCCAGGCAAGAGCAGCGCCCCGGAGAAGCCCUGGAAAGCGGCCCCCGAGCCGGCCGAGCCGGACCUGGCCACGGCAGGUGGCGGUGCCGAGUGGACGUCCUGGUUCAACAUCGACCACCCCGGCGGCGGCGGCGACUACGAGAGCCUGGACGCCAUCCGCUUCUACUACGGCGCGCGGGUGUGCGCGCGGCCCGUGGCCGUGCAGGCGCGCACCACCGAGUGGGAGCUGCCGCGGGACGUGGGCCAGGUGGUGCACGUGAGCCCCAAGAAGGGUUUCCGCUGCGUCAACACGGAGCAGCCGCCGGGCAAGACCUGCUCCAACUACCACAUCCGCUUCCUCUGCCCGCUCGAGGCCGCGUGGGGCGAGUGGGGCGCGUGGGGGCCCUGCUCCCGCAGCUGCGGGGCCGCCGCCAAGCGCCAGCGCCGCCGCAGCUGCCCCGGGGGCAAGAAGUCGCCGUGCGCCGGCCGGGCCACCGAGGUGCAGCCGUGUCCCCCCGCGCCCUGCCCAGCCUGCCCGGGCCACGCGCUGCAGGGCACCGUGGUGUCGGCGGCCGGAGCGGCGCUGCCCGGAGCGCGGAUCUUCCUGGAGGGCCGCCCGCCGGCGCUGCUGGCGCGGAGCGACGCGCGCGGCCGCUUCCACGUGCCCGGGCUCUGCCCCGGCGCCGCCGCCAACCUCAGCGCCCACCUGGAGAAGUUCGCCCCGGCGCUGGCGCCCAUCGUCUCCAACGGAUCGGGGCUCUCGGUGGCGCGGCUGGUGCUGCAGCGGCUGGAGAAGCCCUACAUGGUGACGCAGCCGCAGGGCCAGGUGCGACGCGCCGGGCAGGCUGCCGCCUUCUGCUGCGGCGCYGCUGGCACCCCCGCACCCACCAAGUACUUCUGGUACCACAACGGGACACUGCUGGACAGGAAGGUGCUCAAGUACGACAGCCGCCUGGUGCUGCGGGCACUCACGGUGGCACACGCCGGCACCUACCACUGCAAGGCCAGCAGCGAGGCAGGCGCCAUCCGCUCGGCGCCGGCACAACUGGUCGUGCUGGCCCCCGGGCAGCAGAGCUGCAAGGUGGAGCCUGAGCCCAACCUCAUCGAGCUGCCCGCCGAGUGCCGCGGGGCGGCCGCGGGGCCCCGCUACUACGACGUGGGGCAGUGCCCGGCGGCGCCAUGCGGCGAGGGCGAGUGCGGCGGCGCCGCGCUGCCCGUCAAGGUGGUGGCCGAGUGCGGCUGCGGGCCCUGCGCCCGGCCCCGCGUGCUGGUGCAGGGCCGCGUGACGGCGGCCGACACGGGCGAGCCGCUGCGCUUCGGCCACAUCUUCCUGGGCAAGGAGAAGGUCGGCUUCACCGGCUACCAGGGCUCCUUCACCAUCGAGGUGCCGCCGGGCACGCAGCGCCUCGUGGCCCGCUUUGUGGACCGGCAGCAGCGCCUCGUGGACACCGUCAGGGUGCUGCCCUUCGACCGCCGCGGCGGCGCCGUCUACCAGGAGGUCAAGAUGCUGCGCAGGAAGGAGCCCGUGGACCUGGACGCCGGCCGCGCCAACGCCAUCCCGCUGGGCGAGGCGCGCGGCCAGGAGCCCGUCGGGGAGCUCCUCAUCCCCGCCGGCGCCUUCCUGCGCCCCUCCGGAGAGGUCUUCACGGGCACCGUCAAAGCCAGCGUCACCUUCCUGGACCCGAGGGACGUGGCCACGGCUGGCGCCGCCUCCAGCGACCUCAGCUUCGCCAACGCCGAGGGGGAAAUCGUGCCGCUGCGGACCUACGGCAUGUUCGCCGUGGACUUUCGGGAAGGGGAGUCCAACGAGGUGCUGCAGACGGGGCCCGUGCAGGUGCGCAUGGACGCGAGGCAGAUCCGGGUGCCGGAGCACCUGCAGAACAUGAAGCUGUGGUCCUUGAACCCGGAGACCGGCUUGUGGGAGGAGGAAGGCGUCUUCCGCCAGGUCAAGGAGAGGAGGAGGAAGAGGGAGGACAGGACCUUCCUCAUCGGGAACAUGGAGAUCCGGGAGAGGCGUCUCUUCAACCUGGACGUGCCCGAGAACCGCCGCUGCUUCGUCAAGGUCCGGGCGUACAGCAACGAGAAGUUCAACGCCCACGAGCAGCUGGAAGGGGUGGUCAUCAGCCUCAUCAACCUGGAGCCGCAGCCCGGCUAYCCCACCAACCCGCGGGCCUGGGGCCGCUUCGACAGCGUGGUCACGGGGCCCAACGGCGCCUGCCUGCCCGCCUUCUGCGACGGCGAGCGCCCCGACGCCUACACGGCCUACGUCACGGCCACGCUGGGCGGCGAGGAGCUGGAGGCCGUGGCCUCCAGCCCCAAGCUGAACCCCGGCGCCGUGGGGGUGUCGCAGCCCUACCUGAACAAGCUGGGCUACCGCCGGCUGGACCACGACGAGCCCAGCCUCAAGAAGACGGCUUUCCAGAUCAACGUGGCCAAGCCCGACCCCAACAACAUCGACGAGACCAACGGGCCCGUCUACCCCUACCGCAGCCUCAGGGAGUGCGAGGAGGCGCCGGCCAGCGCCAACCACUUCCGCUUCUACCGCGUGGAGGUGGACAAGUACGAGUACAACGUGGUGCCCUUCAAGGAGAGCGACCUGACGUCCUGGACGGGCGACUACCUGUCGUGGUGGCCCAACCCGCAGGAGUUCAGGGCGUGCUUCAUCAAGGUGCGCAUCGAGGGGCCGCAGGAGUACAUGGUGCGCUCCCGCAGCGCGGGCGGCAGCCACCCGCGCACGCGCGGGCAGCUCUACGGCCUGCGCGACACCCGCAGCGUGCGGGACAUGCAGCUGGAGAACAGCUCGGGCGCCUGCGUGGAGUUCAAGUGCAGCGGGAUGCUCUUCGACCAGAGCCUCGUGGACCGCACCUUGGUCUCCAUCAUCCCGCAGGGCAGCUGCCGCCGCACGGCCGUCAACGGCCUCCUGCGYGACUACCUGGCGCGGCACCCGCCGCUCGCCGAGGACAACAACACGGCCGCCUUCACCAUGCUGGCGCCCGCCGACCCGCUGGGCCACAACUACGGCAUCUACACGGUGACGGACCAGAGCCCGCGGCUCGCCAAGGAGAUCGCCAUCGGCCGCUGCUUCGACGGCACCUCGGACGGCUUCUCGCGGGAGAUGAAGUCCGGCGCCGGCACCGCCGUGACCUUCACGUGCCGGGAGCGGCCGGCCACGCGCGAGAGCUUCUUCCAGCGGCUGCUGGCGGCGCCGGCCGAGGCGCUGGCCGAGAUGCGCCGCGAGAUGGGCGCCGCCGAGCAGCGCCGCGCGCCCCCCGACGUGCUGGACUUCUCCUCGGGCUGGCGGGCGGCCGGCCCGGCCCCACGGGGCCCCGGCGGCCAGCGGAGGGUCCGGGCGCAGCUCUGA